AUGGCGUCCUCAACAGAACAACUAUUUCUCGCCAUCUUGAGAAGUGACCACAUUAAGGACUCUCUUCUUCCUCACCUCUCAUCCACCGACCUCUGCAACGUCCGUCAAUCUUCAUCGGCUUGCUGUAACCUCCUUACUAAGCGUAUCUUCACCCGCAUCCACGUCUCCUUCUCAGCCUCGACCUUUACCAAGUCAGCUCGAGUUGCUGCUCUCGCUCGUAUCGGCCAUCAUAUUGAGCAUCUUACCUUCUACUUCCCGCAUUCGGACGCUACUUUUCUCCCCCCUCUCAUUCAUCCCGUUUCUGGUAACGAGAUAUGCUUCCUAUAUACCCCUCACACGAGCAUGGGUUCUGUUCUCUCUCGGCCCAAGUACGCCAACGCUGAGCUUGGUGACAUCCUUACGCAGCAGUAUCCUCCUCUCUUUCAUGCUGCCACCAAUGUCCCUAGCUUUAUCAACGCCAUGCGCAGUCUGACCAACAUGCGCCAUCUGACUAUCAGAUGCCCUGGACAGGAUCCUAGAGAGCGAUAUCGCCGUGACAUUGUCGACUAUGCUCUUAUCAGCUUGCGUAUCUCCCUUGAGCGUGCUCCUCUAGAGAAGCUUCACAAGUUGUCCCUUUCUCAACUGCAUCCUGCGGCUUUCAACUACCUUCGUCACGUCAAUGGCUUUGGAACGGUCCCAUCGGCCGGAAGACGCUGGCGCCAGAUCAACAAGCUCUCCAUCUCGGUGGAUGCUUGGGACUUUUAUGGAACAUCGCCUGGCCGUGACCAUUUGAAGAUCUUGGAUGAGUACAUCCGCACCUUUGCUCCCAAUCUAGAGAAGUUCGCCUUCACAUGGCUUGGUCGCAAAGGCCCUUGCCCAGUUGCUCUGGCUGCUGAUCCCCUGUUCUCACCGCCACGUGCCUCCAAGAAACUUUUCCACGAGGUCACAUCUCCUAUCAACUUGAUUAACUCACACCGCCCAACAGUCAAAGAAUUCGACUUCGAGAGUGUCGUUCUUGCUGACAAUGGCAAUUGGGACGACGUCCUUGCGCCCAUCGACACUGACGAUUCAUGGUCUCGAAGCAACAGCAUGACCGCCCAAUCAGAAUACAGUCUUGUUACAAGUCCCAGCUCAGAACAUCUUCCUAGCCCAAGUGCUGCUGUAACUGCCGCUAGUCGCGAGCUCUUGGACAUGGACCUCGGUGGUUUCCCCUUCGGCGAUAUUGAAAACGAAGUCAUUGAUGACGUCCCUACCGAAGAGAUCACUGUCGAUGAACAUCUUUCUGCCCCUGUAUAUGAAUCAGAUGCCGGCUUCAGCACAAAACUUAGAAAGAAGCGCUCUCGUCGCCGCAGAAGGAAGCAUCGCAGCAGUGAUGACGACGCCCCUGAAACACCGUCUUCCUCACCCAAGUCCUCCCAAAACUCCCUAUCACGCCGCCACAAGACCUCUCGUCCUCGACUCCAACCUUCUGUGGAGGAACACAUCUUCCGCCCCUCAACUCCUGUCCCCAACAUCACCGCCCCGCUCUUGAUCAGUGAUCCCCAGCCCGUACUGCUACAACCCACAACUUACGACCCAACUGCAAGGAAGAAUACCAGUCGAGACCCGGAUGAAGGCAUAUCUCCUGUUCAGCGCAAUAUUGAACAGGAAGAGACUCACCGUCUUUUAGCCGAAGAUGCUGCCGCGAGAGUGAGCGCCUUGCAAAAGGCCAAGGCCGCUGUCCUGUCCAAGCUAAGCCGCGAGUUCUGUCAUAGCAAGAAACCUCGUGUCGGUGAAGCUAACGCAUGUCGCUUUCUGGCAGGUCGGGAUAUUGGUACGGCAUUUGGCCCCGGCAUGGUCAUGGAGGAUCGAAGAGCAUUGGAGAGUCGGAGUGUAUUGGUACCCCUUAUGUUCAGUCGCUCAUGA
This is a messenger RNA of Fusarium redolens, 1884 nucleotides long. RefSeq lists its product as uncharacterized. Bases 1 to 1884 code for a protein of 627 amino acids. NCBI's taxonomy places the organism in Eukaryota, Fungi, Ascomycota, Sordariomycetes, Hypocreales, Nectriaceae. The transcript is spliced from 2 exons. The record is from RefSeq and is a predicted model, not a curated record.